AUGUCUCUUUCGGCCAUCCCGCCGGAAGUACAGGCCCGUCGUAGGGAAGCAGAAGAGCGCUUUCCCAGAUGGGCUCUAAGGAAGAUCGACGCGGAUCUCCUCAGGGCGGCUAUGAGCGUAUCGCUCUGGGCGAAGGAUCCGGCGGCCUCCUCGGAAGAUGUGGACGAAGCUGCCGGCUGGAUCGGGGGAGUUAUGAAGGCUGCAUGCGACGCUGCCAUGCCCCUCGUCACGCCGAUGAAGAGAAAGGCGGCCUAUUGGUGGACGGAAGAGAUCGCCGAGCUGCGGCGCUCCUCUGUCCGGGCCAGACGCCGCUGGUUGAGGGCUAGACGUAGCCAGGACUAG
This is a messenger RNA of Temnothorax curvispinosus, 342 nucleotides long. RefSeq lists its product as uncharacterized. The record is from RefSeq and is a predicted model, not a curated record. The transcript has a single exon. Lineage: Eukaryota; Metazoa; Arthropoda; Insecta; Hymenoptera; Formicidae. The coding region runs from base 1 to 342 and encodes 113 amino acids.